CGGGUCGUGGGAGGGCGCCGCCGGGACAGCUCAGGGCAGCCCCGAUCUGACCCGUGUCCCUGGCCCGGCGAACCGCGGGGGAGCCGGAAGUGCAAGGAGCGGGAGGCAGAUGGAACGGGCCGCGAGGACCCAACCCGGGUAGCCCUGGGUUCUCAAAUUUGCUAGGUACAGUUUAUCGGCGUGGAAACUUAAAUUUCACCUGCGAUGGAAACUCAGUUAUCAGCCCCGUGGGGAACAGAGUCACUGUGUUUGAUCUUAAGAACAAUAAAUCCGAUACCCUGCCCCUGGCCAUGAGCUUCAAUGUGAAGUGUAUGGGGCUGUCCCCUGAUGGCCGGCUGGCGAUCAUCGUUGAUGAAGGGGGCGCUGCGCUGCUGGUCAGCCUGGCCUGCAGGUCCGUGCUGCACCACUUCCACUUCAAGGGCUCUGUGCACAGCGUCUCCUUCUCCCCGGACGGCAGGAAAUUUGUUGUUACAAAGGGCAACAUCGCUCAGAUGUACCACGCCCCUGGGAAGAAGCGAGAAUUCAACGCAUUUGUGCUGGACAAAACCUACUUUGGGCCAUAUGACGAGACCACGUGCAUCGACUGGACAGAUGACUCCAGGUGCUUUGUAGUCGGGAGCAAGGACAUGUCCACCUGGGUGUUCGGAGCCGAGCGCUGGGACAACCUCAUCUACUACGCACUAGGCGGGCACAAGGAUGCCAUUGUGGCCUGCUUCUUUGAGUCCAACAGCCUGGAUCUAUACUCGAUCAGCCAGGAUGGGGCCCUUUGCGUGUGGCAGUGUGACACCCCGCCUGAGGGCCUGAGGCUGAAAGCCCCUACCGGCUGGAAGGCGGACCUGCUGCAGCGGGAGCAGGAGGAAGAGGAGGAUGAGAGACAGACCACCAUCCGAGGGAAGGCCACAGUGGCCGAGGAGGAGAGGAAGGGGAAAGUGAAGUACCUGCGGCUGGCCAAGUACUUCUUCAACAAGGAAGGAGACUUCAACAACCUGACCUCUGCGGCCUAUCACAAAAAGGUCCACCUCCUGGUCACGGGCUUUGCGUCUGGCAACUUCCACCUGCACGAGCUCCCGGAGUUCAACCUCAUCCACUCCCUGAGCAUCUCAGACCAGAAGAUCUCCUCCAUCGCCAUCAACAGCUCUGGGGACUGGAUCGCCUUUGGGUGCUCGGGCCUGGGCCAGCUGCUGGUGUGGGAGUGGCAGAGCGAGUCCUACGUGCUCAAGCAGCAGGGCCACUUCAACAGCAUGGUGUCACUGGCCUACUCCCCUGAUGGGCAGUACAUCGUCACCGGCGGGGAUGAUGGCAAGGUCAAGGUGUGGAACACCCUCAGUGGCUUCUGCUUCAUCACUUUCACGGAGCACUCAAGCGGGGUCACUGGCGUGACCUUUACUGCCACUGGCUAUGUCAUCGUGAGCUCCUCCAUGGACGGUACUGUGCGAGCCUUUGACCUUCACAGGUACCGGAACUUCCGGACGUUCACGUCUCCCCGCCCCACCCAGUUCUCCUGUGUUGCUGUUGACUCCAGCGGGGAGAUUGUCUCUGCGGGUGCCCAGGACUCCUUCGAGAUCUUUGUGUGGUCCAUGCAGACGGGCAGGCUCCUUGACGUCUUGUCUGGUCAUGAGGGCCCCAUCAGCGGUCUGUGUUUCAACCCAACGAAGUCUGUCCUGGCCAGCGCCUCCUGGGACAGGACAGUGCGCCUGUGGGACAUGUUUGACAGCUGGAGGGCUAAGGAGACGCUGACCCUCACUUCCGACGCCCUGGCUGUGACGUUCCGGCCCGAUGGUGCGCAGCUGGCUGUGGCCACGCUGAGCUCACAGAUCAUCUUCUGGGACCCUGAGAGCGCUGUGCAGACGGGCUCCAUCGAGGGCAGGCACGACCUCAAGACAGGCCGGAAGGAGCUGGACAAGAUCUCAGCCAAGCACUCUGCCAAGGGCAAGGCUUUCACCACGCUGUGCUACUCGGCGGACGGCCAGUGCAUCCUGGCGGGGGGCAUGUCCAGGUUCGUGUGCCUCUACCAUGUCCGCGAGCAGAUCCUGGUGAAGAGGUUCGAGCUCUCCUGCAACCUUUCUCUGGAUGCCAUGGAGGAGUUUCUGAACCGAAGAAAAAUGACAGAGUUUGGCAACCUGGCGCUCAUUGACCAAGACGCUGGGGAGGACGGCGUUGCCAUUCCGUUGCCAGGGGUGCGGAAAGGUGACAUGAGUUCUCGCCACUUCAAGCCUGAAAUCAGAGUGAGCUCCCUGCGCUUCUCUCCCACCGGGCGCUGCUGGGCGGCCACCAGCACAGAGGGGCUGCUCAUCUUCUCCCUGGAUGACCGGAUGCUCUUUGAUCCCUACGAGCUGGACACCAGUGUCACCCCCGGGCGGGUGCGCGAGGUGCUGCGGCAGGGGGAGUUCACCCGCGCCAUCCUCAUGGCUUUCCGGCUCAAUGAGCGGACGUUGAUGCAGGAGGCGCUGGAGGCCGUGCCCUGGGCGGAGAUCGAAGUGGUCAGCGCGUCUCUGCCUGAGCUGUAUGUGGAGAAGCUGCUGGAGUUUCUAGCCUCCUCCUUCGAGGGGUGUCGGCACCUGGAGUUCUACCUCAUCUGGACCCAGAAGCUACUGACGCAGCACGGGCAGAAGCUGAAGCCCAGGGCGGGCCAGCUGCUGCCUACGGUCCAGUUCCUGCAGAAGGGCGUCCAGCGGCACCUGGAAGACGUGGCCAAGCUCUGCGACUGGAACCGCUACAACAUCCAGUAUGCCCUGGCAGUCUCCAGGCAGCGGGGCGUGAAGCGCACCCUGGAAGCACCGGGGGCGGAGGAGGAGGACAGUCUGCACUUGAUCCGAGGGUCAGAGGACGAGGGAGAGGAGGCGAUGCUGGCUUAGCCGACUUCUGUGGAGGACACAAGCUGUGACAGGGAGGGCUGGGUCACCCCGAGAUGCUGUUGUGGAGGACCCGCUGCCGAGACAGCCACUUGCACACCCCAUAAACCUGGCUGGCGGCCUGGCAGACCUGUGCACAGCGGGCCCAGGCUGUCUGCAGGUGGUAGUCAGUGCCCUUUUCAAGGUUUUGUGUGAGUUAUGUAUAUUUUUAAUACAAAAUCCUGGGGAUGAACUCCAGAAAUGCACGACUGAGUGUAAACUGAGUUAACAGUGUUUACAACGCCCUGGGUGAGCAGGGUUGGAUGUUGGAGGGGAACACGGGGUCCUCCCGAGGCAGGUCAGCCUCCCCGCCAGCUCCAAGCCCUGCCUGUUCUGCUGGUGCGUGUGGUUGGCCUGUCCUGCCUCCUGCUUAUCCACAGGGGUCCACAGUUUAGACCCCACCCUCCUCCCGCUCCUGUGGGAGUGGAGCAGAUGCCACCUCCCCAGCUGGCCCAGGCAACAAGGGGCAGGAGGGUGCAUGUGCCACAGAAGGCACUGGAGCUGUGGCUGUCAUGCACUCGGGCUGGGGUGUCUGGUACGUGAGUGUCCGGCCUCCUGGUCUGUGCUCUGAGGAUGCAGACCAGAGGUGGGAGAAACUGCUCGGGCCUCAGUCCUGGUGUUUGCUCCUGCACUGUAUGUCUCCAGCUGAGGCUGGACAGCCCCUAGCUAGUCCCACACUUCAUGACAUGCAGUGUCACUCCUCCAGUACCAGGCCUCUUGGUGUCAUGUGUGCCCAGUGCUGUGCUGCUGAGCAGGGCUCCGGGGGAAACGUUGGAGGUGGGAUGUGCAGUAGAACCACAGCCUCUGCCCUGUGCUCCAGGCCAGCAGGCAGGACCAUGGCUAAAGACGAAUAGAGCCUUUCCACCUUUGAAGACCGAAGCUGACCAGUGUACUUAGUUGCCCGUCCAGUGAUGCACUCUGGUUUCAUGGCGUUUUUGUGAUGGGGGUGGGACCCAGGGCCUCAGGCAAAUGCUGUGCCCAGCCCUCAUGUUCUGAACAUGCGUUUAAGCCCCUCAACCAGAAGCAAGCCUCAUACACAGUUCGUUCCAGUUCUGCGGUCUCCCCACCCCUGCUUCCUCCAGGUCUCCACCUACUCUGCUGCUCCCUGUGGACCCCGCACAGGUGGAGUGGAUGUGCCACAGUGGCCCUCUCAGUCCCUGCGUUACCUGGAACCUGGGCUGCUUCAAGACCCCAGGUGGAGCUUCCUGAGGGGGUUCUGCCUGAACAAAGCCCACUGACCCCUGGCCUCCCCUCAUCUCCACACAGUGCCUGCACCCCAGACUGCUGGGUGGUACGAGCCUCAUGUCUCUUGAACAUGAAAGGGGUGCUGUCCAUCUUGGGACCCUGAAUGACAGCUGAUGGGCCGAGUCCCAUGCGUGGGCCCGGGGUAGACGUGCAGUUCCGCAGGAGUGGACGGACACUCAGGACUUCUUUUCUUUUUUAAAGAUUAACAGUUUAUUAGAAAUUUCAGGUAACUUUUUGCCUCUGGUUUGAGGCAAGGCAGGCUUCCUGGUUGUACAUACAUUUAUACCACCAAAAGGCACAGGCAGGCUUCCCGAGGCCUCCAUAGGAUAAUAAUCAGUUGUACACAGAACAUGUGGCAAUCUGGUACUAAAGAUGCUUCUAUAAACUGCAUGCAUAUUUCUGAGCCCCAAAGACAAGUACAAUUCCUUGAAGCCUCUUUUUCAAACUGUAUCGUGCUCUCUGAAGACUUGCCCUUUAUUUCACUUAGAAAAUUUUCUGCAGCCUUUUUCUGCAAUGCCUGGUUUGAGAUGUAAUUUAAAUAAACUCAGCUAAGGGUAAGCAGCUGCAGUGUAGUCCAACCAAUAGAGCCUAAAAUCCCUAAUGAUCUAAUUAAAAGCAAGUUAAAGGAUGUUGUACUUGACUUUUUGCUUCCUCGGAUACCUCACAUUUGAUUAAAAAGCAAAGAAUGUCUACUGUUAACACAUUUCAAUAUGAUCAGUUUCAGAUCUGAUAGUCAAAAGUAUUCAAAAUAAACCCAAAUUAAGAAUGAGCACUAAAUGCAGAUUUCUCCUUU
Molecule: messenger RNA, 4929 nt
Organism: Heterocephalus glaber (naked mole-rat)
Lineage: Eukaryota; Metazoa; Chordata; Mammalia; Rodentia; Bathyergidae
Gene: Pwp2
Product: PWP2 small subunit processome component
Biological process (GO): ribosomal small subunit assembly; maturation of SSU-rRNA from tricistronic rRNA transcript (SSU-rRNA, 5.8S rRNA, LSU-rRNA)
Cellular component (GO): Pwp2p-containing subcomplex of 90S preribosome; small-subunit processome
Molecular function (GO): protein binding
Source: RefSeq, a predicted model, not a curated record